Messenger RNA from Echinops telfairi (small Madagascar hedgehog), 1786 nucleotides. RefSeq names its product enolase 4 (gene ENO4). The transcript has 13 exons. Gene Ontology annotation, cellular component: phosphopyruvate hydratase complex. Gene Ontology annotation, biological process: glycolytic process. Gene Ontology annotation, molecular function: magnesium ion binding; phosphopyruvate hydratase activity. The record is from RefSeq and is a predicted model, not a curated record. NCBI's taxonomy places the organism in Eukaryota, Metazoa, Chordata, Mammalia, Afrosoricida, Tenrecidae. The coding region runs from base 271 to 1716 and encodes 481 amino acids.
AUUGUGUAUUUUGUGUGUGUGUGUGUGUUAAAGGCAAACUGCUUUUCUAAGCUUGCAAAACCUCCCACCAUAUGGAAAGUGGUGGGGAAGAACGUGCUGGAUGGACUGGGACUUCCAACCCUGCAAGUGGAAGUAUUCUGCACCAUUCAAAAUUUCCCCAAGCACAUAUGUUCUGUGGUGAUCGCGUCUCACUUUGAAAUACGGGAAAACGCCUCCCCUGAGCUAGUGGAAGUGGAGGAACUGGAACGGAAGGAUGCCGUCAGCACUGCCAUGCAGUGGGUCAACGGAGCCAUCACCAUGGAGCUUCAGGGCCUCGAGCCUUCCAACCAGGCUGAGGUGGACCACUUGCUCAGGGCAUUCUUUGCAAGCAAAGUGCAAGAAGAUCAGGAGACAAAAGCAUUGGAAAUUUUGGUGGAUGACUCAGUGCCUGCACCUUUAUUCCCAGUACCUCCACCACCUCCUCCACCUCCUGCCAAAAAGAAAGGACAAAAGCAAGGAAGGAAGGAUACAAUUCUCGAGAAACCAAUCCCACCCGAGGAACCUGCUGAACCUGUUCUCCAUGGCAGCAUGGCCAUCGGGGCUGUGUCCCUGGCUGUUGCUAAAACCAGUGCCAUCCUGAGCAGCACUCCUCUCUACGUCACUAUCGCAGCCCUGAAGCACAACCAGGAACCGCUAGAAAAACUCACUGUGCCCUGGCUGAUGGUUUCUCUGGUCAGCUGUGGGAAGUCCUCUCCUGGGAAGUUGAAUUUAAUGAAAGAAGUGAUUUGUAUCCCUCAUCCUGGAUUAAGUGCCAAGCAAGGUGUGGCGAUGCUCUUGGAAAUUCAGAAACAAGUUAACAAAACGGUGGAACCGCCCCCUCCUGCAAAACCAGAGACGAAGAAGGGGCACAAUGGAGGCAAAAGGGGUCAACAGCAGAUCACUGGUAAGAUGUCCCAUCUCGGCUGUUUAACCAUCAACUUUGACACCAUCGAGCAGCCCAUCCUCCUGAUACAAGGGAUCUGUGCCAACCUGGGGCUGGAACUGGGAACCAACCUGUACCUGGCCAUCAACUGUGAGGCGCAUGAACUGAUGGACUACAGUAAGGGCAAGUACGAGGUGGCCAUGGGAACCUUAAAAAGUGCUGCUGAGAUGGUUGACCUGUAUGUGGACCUGAUCAACAAAUACCCUUCAAUUGUUGCCUUAAUCGAUCCGUUCAGGAAGGAGGAUGCUGAGCAGUGGGACAGCCUCUAUAGCGCUCUGGCCUCCAGGUGUUACAUCAUCGCAGGCGAGGCGUGCAAAAGCAUUUCUAGGCUUCUGGAGGACGGGAUCAACCACAUCCCCAGAGCCAGUGGGCUGAUCAUAAGACACACGAACCAAACGACCAUGUCUGACCUGGCGGAAAUAACCAAUCUCAUCGACAGUCGGAGACAGUUUGCCGUCUUUGGAAGCGCGGAAGGCGAGUCGUCUGAUGACAGCCUUGUCGAUUUGGCUGUUGGACUAGGUGUCCGGUUCAUCAAGCUGGGAGGUCUUUGUCGCGGCGAGCGGGUGACCAAAUACAACCGCCUGUUUUCUAUAGAGGAAGAACUUGUCCAGAGUGGAAGCCAGGAUUUCAAUGAAGAGCACACGUUUUUCUACUUUAAUGAAGAAGCUGAAAAGGCUGCGGAGGCUGAGGAGCUCCCCGAGCCCCUAGAGCCCAUCUUCCCCACGGAGGUGGUAGAGGAAUCUGCCAACACGUGACCGGCCCAGCCCCUCAUGGUGUCUGGCUGCAGCCCUCGUCAUCGUGAGACCGGUGGUAUGAAGCACAACU